Mauremys reevesii (Reeves's turtle) is the source of this 750-nucleotide messenger RNA. Its product is annotated as olfactory receptor 52K1-like. Gene Ontology annotation, molecular function: olfactory receptor activity; G protein-coupled receptor activity. The annotation marks the transcript as partial. The record is from RefSeq and is a predicted model, not a curated record. The transcript has 2 exons. Gene Ontology annotation, cellular component: membrane. NCBI's taxonomy places the organism in Eukaryota, Metazoa, Chordata, Testudines, Geoemydidae. Gene Ontology annotation, biological process: G protein-coupled receptor signaling pathway.
CUGCUGGGCAUUCCUGGCCUGGAGGCAGCCCAUAUCUGGAUCUCCAUCCCCUUCUGUGCUAUGUACACCAUAGCCAUCUUGGGGAACUUCACCAUCCUGUUCAUCGUGAAGAGGGAGCCGAGCCUCCAUGAGCCCAUGUUCUAUUUCCUUUGCAUGCUGGCCAUCACCGACCUGGUCAUGUCCACAUCCACUAUACCCAAAAUGCUGAGCAUCUUCUGGUUCAAUUCCAGGGAGAUCAGUUUCAGUGCCUGCCUCACCCAGAUGUACUUCGUUCAUUCAUUCUCAACAAUGGAGUCUGGAAUGCUUGCCGCCAUGGCUUUUGAUCGCUAUGUGGCCAUCUGCAAUCCUCUGAGAUACUGCACUACCCUGACAAAUUUUGCUGUGGCCAAGAUAGGUCUGGCCGUGGUGCGGCGUAGUGGCAUACUCAUAUUACCCUAUCCCUUUCUGGUGAGGCAGUGGCCAUACUGCACAACGAACAUCAUCCCACACUUCUAUUGUGGGCAUAUAGCCGUGGUGAAGCUGGCCUGCGCUGACAUCCGCAUCAAUAGUUACUAUGGGCUGUUUGAUCUUUUCUCUGUGAUUGGAAUGGAUGUGUUUUUUAUUGCCGUGUCCUAUACUCUGAUCCUCCGGUUCUUUUUCCUUUUCUGCGGCACCACCGCUACAGUCGCCAAACCGGUGGUCUGCUCUCUAUUUGCCCAUCUCUAUGGGCGGCAGGGUCAUAACAUGGGCCCAGCCAGAAAAUCAUCAUAA